Molecule: messenger RNA, 1800 nt
Organism: Plasmodium fragile
Lineage: Eukaryota; Apicomplexa; Aconoidasida; Haemosporida; Plasmodiidae
Exons: 6
Coding region: 1-1800 (599 amino acids)
Source: RefSeq, a predicted model, not a curated record
AUGAACUCUCUAAAGAAAAAGAAGCAAGACAUCCUGUGGGGCAAAAAAUGGAGAAACCUUAUACAGCAAAAGGCAAUUAAGGAAGAAAUGAACAAGCAGCUGAAGGCCUCUCUGGAGAAGCAAAAGCAGGAGGAGGAGGAGAAGGAGUGCACGUUCAAGCCGCAGACCCUGUGGAACCAGAGCUUUAAGAAAACCAUUUCGUUCGUGGAUGAAUUUUUUGUCAAAUUGAAGCCGUACAUAGAGCAGCAGCAAGCCUACCUAAACCAGCUGAAGGAGCUCGAUCGGGACGACGAAAUAUUCGCGCAAAAAAUUAAGGCAAGGGAGAAGAGCACAGAGGGCAGAAAUGCGUCCGAAGAACUGCGAACCAUGUUGGCAAGAGCAGUGGACAAAGACAUAAUGGAAUCGAUCAUCGAAGGAUACAAAGGAGUACGGACCAGAGGAAUCAACAAAGUGAAAAGAGAGCGACUAGACCUUUUGUCUAAAAUGAUAAAACUAGAAAGAGCAUAUAAUUGUUUCAUGGCAAAAGAAAAUGUGGAUAAAAAAGAUUUAGGAGAGUGUGGAUUCGAUUGUGAUUUGGCAGCCAAGUUAAGAAAUGACAUUCUGAAGAAUUCCCUGUGCCCUAAUUCGCUAAGAGAUUUUGCUCGAAUCAGAUUGGAGAUUAAUCAAGUGUUGGAGGAGGAGCUUCACAAAAGAGAAAACGAAAAGGACAGUUUGAUGUGCCCUGCUCAGGGAGAUAAGAAUGAAUUGUCGAGGAGUGAAGAAGAUGACACGAGGCGGUACGACGUUGCGUUUGUUAACAGCUCGAAGGAGACUUCCCAGGAGGACCUGACCUGCGCGGGGGAUAACACAGCGGCGGAGGAGGGAAGUGUGCUUAUGGCGGGGGAGCCCUACCAACGGAAUGGUGACGUAAAGGAGAAGGCGACUAGGUUGCAUGGGCACUUAGCUCAGCCUAUCCCCCACGCGUGGAGGUCGGUAGCAGGUGCUCCACCCCACCUAGACGGCUGCCAAGUGGUGACGCCCAUCAGGACUGUAGCGACGGGAAAUUUUGCCUUUCGUGAGGAUGGACAAAUGAAGGAGGCGGGGAUAAGAGGAAACGAGCUAAAGGGAGCGACGUGUGAAUAUACCCCCCCAAUGGAAUACAUCAAUUACACAAUGGGUAGUAGUGUGGAUGCUCAGAAAAGGAGUAACAAGAAUGUCUACCUCAACAGCAACUACACAGCCAUUUUAAAAAACGAAGAAGCACACAAAUACGUCUCGUCGCUUCAAAAAGAUUUGAGUUCUGUAAAUGUAAUAAUAAUGAAUAAUAAUGCAGCGCAGGGGGUCACAAUGCAGAGCGGGAGAGGCAGCUUUGCCAACUCUCCCUUGAAGAAUGGCCCCUACUAUGGGAGGAAGAUGCCAACUUAUAUGGACCCAAAUAAUAUGAAUAGAGCACACAAUUUUGACCCCAUGCAGCAGAGAAGAGGUAUUGUGGUGCAGGGAGGAGGAAGCCCUGAAAGGAAGAACACCAGAUAUGUGGAUAAGGACAUUUACACCAUGAGGAAUGGAAACAACAUAUACGACCUGAAUGGGAUGAAAAAUAAAAAGGAAGAAAUCGUGUUCCACAAAAUGAACCCUUUUUUUAGAAACAAUCUUGUCCAUGGUGCGCAAGAGGAGGAUGACCUUGCGGUUGGAGUUGGGCGGGGGGAAAAAAGUACCCUCGGCACUUCCUUACAUUUGGGGGGUGACUUUCCCAAUCAGGGGGUAGUAGACCCAGACAAGCCUCUACUUCGAAAAAUAAUAGACAAAUUUUCCAUUUUGUAG